This is a messenger RNA of Lagopus leucura (white-tailed ptarmigan), 389 nucleotides long. RefSeq names its product small conductance calcium-activated potassium channel protein 2-like. The annotation marks the transcript as partial. Gene Ontology annotation, cellular component: plasma membrane; neuronal cell body; neuron projection. NCBI's taxonomy places the organism in Eukaryota, Metazoa, Chordata, Aves, Galliformes, Phasianidae. Gene Ontology annotation, molecular function: small conductance calcium-activated potassium channel activity; calmodulin binding. The record is from RefSeq and is a predicted model, not a curated record. Gene Ontology annotation, biological process: potassium ion transmembrane transport. The transcript has 3 exons.
GUACCACGACCAGCAGGACGUGACCAGCAACUUCCUGGGUGCCAUGUGGCUCAUCUCCAUCACCUUCCUCUCCAUCGGGUACGGGGACAUGGUGCCGCACACCUACUGUGGGAAGGGGGUCUGUCUGCUCACCGGCAUCAUGGGCGCCGGCUGCACGGCCCUGGUGGUGGCUGUGGUGGCCCGAAAGCUGGAGCUCACCAAAGCUGAGAAGCACGUUCACAACUUCAUGAUGGACACACAGCUGACCAAGAGGAUCAAGAACGCGGCGGCCAACGUCCUGCGGGAGACGUGGCUCAUCUACAAGCACACCAAGCUGCUGAAAAAGAUCGACCACGCCAAAGUCCGGAAGCACCAGAGGAAAUUCCUACAAGCCAUUCACCAGUAAGUGG